Messenger RNA from Diachasmimorpha longicaudata, 1655 nucleotides. It is a transcript of the gene Galk, whose product is annotated as Galactokinase. The record is from RefSeq and is a predicted model, not a curated record. The transcript has 9 exons. Gene Ontology annotation, cellular component: cytoplasm; cytosol. The coding region runs from base 198 to 1586 and encodes 462 amino acids. Gene Ontology annotation, biological process: galactose metabolic process; carbohydrate phosphorylation. Gene Ontology annotation, molecular function: ATP binding; galactokinase activity. Lineage: Eukaryota; Metazoa; Arthropoda; Insecta; Hymenoptera; Braconidae.
CUUCGUCAAACAUGUGGAGUAUCGUAUCAGCCGGUUUGAUAAACUCUAUCAGACAACAUUUGUCAUUGGUGGGAACAUAACAAUCAACAACGUGAUAAACUGUACUGCUCACUCACCAUUGUUGUAGUCUACGCAGUUGUUCGUCGUCCCCUGAGAUUUUUUUCAAGCGAACAAAUACUUUUUGAUAUUGAAAUAAAAUGGAUAAAGUGCCGAUUCUCGUGGCCGGUGAUGCAGGCAAAAUGAGAUUGAAAAAAUUGGCCUCACAUUUUGAAUCUCAUCACGGAGAGAAGCCGGAAUUUUUUAUCCGCGUACCAGGGCGAGUCAAUUUAAUUGGAGAGCACAUUGACUAUUCCGGUUAUGCGGUGUGUCCAAUGGCUAUUGAACAAGAUAUGUUGGUGGCGGUGGGACGGCGGAAGGAGAAUGGAAUAUCGAUAACAAAUAUUGAUUCUAAAUACGAAAAUGUUGACAUCGAUUUAUCCCCCGCAUCAUUCCGUGAACUGUUGAAGAAAGAUGAUAUCAAAUGGUACAAAUAUUUCGUAUGUGGACUUACCGAAGGCAUUGAACUAGUGGCCAAAUCAGGACAGGAGCACAUAAGUGGGUUGAAUGCAUCAAUUUGGGGCACGAUUCCUCCCGCUGCUGGUCUUUCGAGCUCUAGCGCUCUCGUUUGCUCCGGCGUUCUCGCAAUUACCCACGCUGAUAAGUUACAUCUAGCAAGGGAUGUGCUUGCAACGCAAAGUGCUAAAGCAGAGAGACUGAUUGGUACAGAGGGUGGUGGUAUGGAUCACGCAAUAGCGUUCCUCGCCCAGAAAGGUACCGCAAAGCUGAUAGAGUUCAACCCACUACGAGCCAUAGACGUCACACUACCGUGGGAUGCUGUCUUUGUUAUAGCAGACAGUAUGAAGCGACACAACAAGGCUGCAUUCAAUAACUAUAAUACCAGAGUCGUUGAAUGUAAGUUAGCAGCUAAAAUUAUCGCUAAAAAGUAUGGUGCCAGUUGGAGAGACAUUGAGAUACUCAGUGACGUGCAGAGGAUACUGGGGAAGACAUUGAAGGAGAUGGCAGAUAUUGCCUCUCAAGCAUUAAGUGAUUGUGACGUAUCAGAGAUAUGUAGAAUCCUCGAGGUAUCGACGACAGAGUUGUCAGCUCUUGUGAAGAUUGACGUCAAUGACAUGCGGACAUUCCAUCUUCGCAAGCGGGCUCAACAUGUUUUUGAAGAGGCUGCCCGGGUUAUCGAAUUCCAGGACGUUUGUAGUUUGGAGGGGAGUAACCAGAUUCAACGAUUAGGAGAAUUGAUGAUUGCCAGUCACAGGAGUCUUCGGGAUCUUUUCGAUUGCAGUAUCACUGAGGUGAAUCACUUGGUCGAUAUGGCACUCGAAAGUGGGGCUGCUGGUGCCAGGUUGACGGGGGCUGGAUGGGGUGGAUGUGUCAUCGCACUCACAACCAAAGACGAAGCUGAUGAAUUUGUGAAAAAUCUGGGUGACAAACUCAGGAAAGUGUACGGUCUAGGUGACGAGUGCGAUAUGGAGACAUUGAUCUUCAAAACUGAACCAGGCCAGGGGGCUGCCGUCUACCUUCCCGAUUUUUAGAAAACAUUUCACCUUUGACUACGAAACUUUGUGUAAUAUAAAUGUCAAUAAACGUUCCAUAGGUCUAAA